AUGAGAUUUCGAAUAAUAAAAGUGCAGAGAAAAAUCAGUGUCAUAUUCAUUCUAAUUACUCUACUAAUUCUACGCCAAAUUUUCUCAAUAUUGCUGCGAAACUACUAUGAUAGGUAAGUGAAUUUUAAUUUUAUUCAUCUAAAAAUUAUAUUUUUUGUGUAGUGAUUCGGAAACUUUCCAAUGUUAUAUCGAUAAAUGGAAUCGCAAAAAUACAUAUGAAAUUCCAAACUCAGAAUUUCAUGAAAAAUGGGCUCAGGAGAAUUUGACAUAUGCAAGAAUGGAUAAUAUAUUUGGAGCACAACUUCGAUUAGUCAAUUCAUUUGUUUAUGAAGAUUAUAUUGCAGUUACAACAACAGUUCAACAUUCUGAAUAGUUAGUUUAUCAAUUGUAUUCUUUUUUAUCCAUAAUUUGUAGCGAUAAUAUAACUUGUGUAUAUUUUGAUUGUAAUCGAGAAGAAAUUCCAAAUUCUCGAUUUUUAUCCAAAUAUCUUCCUUAUAAUAUUGUUUUUUGUCCGCGAAGAUAUGGAGCAAAAUAUAUAUCAUUGGAUUUAGAAGAUGGAAAUUCUGAAAUGCCCGAGCCAAUUCCAAUGAUUUAUCGAAUUUAUAAAAAACCAGUUCAUGAAGUUUCAGUUUGUGUUGGUCCAAUUUAUGGAAAUGAAUCAAAAUGGUUAGGAAUUGCUGAAUAUAUUGAACAUUAUAAACUUAUUGGAGUCAAACAUUUUUAUUUCACAGUUUUUGAUAUAAAUGAAUAUGAUCGGAAAAUAUUGAAUGAUUAUAUUCGAUUAGGAGAAAUUGAAGUAACACAAUUGGAUACUGAAUAUAAAAAAGAAGAUUGGCAAUUUCAUAUGAUUCAAAUUAAUGUAAGUUGUCAAUAAAAAUAUAAAAAGGUUAUUCAAAUGAAAAUAUUUGUUUCAGGAAUGUCAUAUGCGUGCGAGAUUUCAUUCAAAAUGGGUUAUAAAUGUUGAUUUUGAUGAGAGACUCAUUCUUAAAAACAAUAAUACAAUUCAAGAUGUUUUGAAUUUUGACAAAACUGCAAUUGAGUUACGACUUGCUUUGGAACGAGUUUUGAAAAAUGAAAGUAUGCCAGAAAAAUAUAUCAGUAAUUUCCAAACAAUCCGAGAUAUGCAAUUCAUCAAACAUAAUCUAACUUCAAAAAUCAGUCAAUACAAUGAGAAAAUCAUUUAUCGACCUGAUAAAGCGGCACAUGUUUUUUAUCAUUAUGUCAUGCGAAGAUACACAGAUCAAGAAUAUAUGACGAAAAUCGACCCAGAGAUUGCAUAUCUUCGACAUUAUCGAACUGACGCAAAAGGAAUAAAUUCAGGAUGGGAAAAAGAAUAUGAUGAAUUCAGAGAAACUGCCUUAGAAGAAGAGUUUUCCAGAAAAUUAGUGAAAAAUAUAUUGAAACGGGUCGAAUAUGUUUAUAAUGAAAGACAAUUAUUUUGUGAUGAAAUUGCACCGAAAUAUUUUAAUACUUAUUCUAAAUUUUCCAAAGAUGUAUUCAACUGUGUUGAUAGACAAUAA
Molecule: messenger RNA, 1520 nt
Organism: Caenorhabditis angaria
Lineage: Eukaryota; Metazoa; Nematoda; Chromadorea; Rhabditida; Rhabditidae
Source: the annotation of a GenBank genome assembly